AACCACAACAGAAUCAUUAGCCAGAUAUUUGCUGCAGCUACUCAGAAUAAUAUCCCACAUUUUCCCAAUUCACAUCGAGGCUAAUAAAAACACACAUUUUUUUCACUCAGAGAAAGACUCAAGAAAACAAACAAAAUGGAGAAGAUAGAACACAAGAUGGUAGCUGUAAAUGGCCUAAAUAUGCAUAUAGCAGAAUUAGGCCAAGGCCCAACAAUCCUCUUCAUCCAUGGCUUCCCUGAGCUCUGGUACACAUGGCGCCACCAAAUGGUCUACUUGGCUGAACGUGGCUACCGUGCUGUGGCGCCUGACUUAAGGGGUUAUGGAGAUACUACUGGUGCACCCAUUAACGACCCUUCAAAGUUCAGUAUCUUUCACCUUGUGGGUGAUCUUAUAGCACUACUUGAAGCCAUUGCUCCUAAUGAAAACAACGUGUUUGUUGUUGCGCAUGACUGGGGUGCAUUAAUUGCUUGGCAUUUAUGCCUUUUUAGGCCAGAUAAAGUUAAAGCCUUGGUGAAUUUGAGUGUUCAUUUUUCCCCAAGGAACCCAAAGAUGAAUCCUGUUGAGGGGCUAAAGGCUGUAUAUGGGGAAGAUUAUUAUAUCUCGAGAUUUCAGGUACAAGGAGAUAUUGAAGCUGAAUUUGGUCCAAUUGGUGCUAAGUCUGUUCUUAAGAAAAUUUUGACAUACCGCGAUCCUGCACCAUUUUAUUUUCCUAAAGGAAAAGGCCUUGAGGCUAUCCCUGAUGCUCCGAUUGCCCUUUCAACGUGGCUUUCUGAGGAAGAGUUGGAUUACUAUGCCAGCAAGUUUGAGCAGACUGGUUUCACUGGUGCACUUAACUAUUACCGAGCUUUAUCCAUAAACUGGGAACUCACGGCACCAUGGACAGGGGCUCAAGUUAAAGUUCCGACCAAGUUUGUCGUUGGGGAAUUUGACUUGGUUUAUCAUAUGCUAGGUGCUAAAGAGUACAUACACAAUGGUGGAUUUAAGAAAUAUGUUCCAUUGUUGGAGGAAGUUGUGGUUUUGGAAGGUGCAGCUCACUUUGUCAACCAAGAAAGGCCAGAUGAGAUUAGCAAGCACAUCUAUGACUUCAUUCAAAAGUUCUAAACUUCCUCUUUUCCUUUGAAUUUUUGUGGAAAUAUGAUCUCAUUAAUGUUGUUCCUGUUACUUAGAAGAAAGGAGUAGUAAUCAGUCUUGAUUAAAGAGCCAGAAUAAAUUAGUAGCUCUGCUACAAUUUGUGUAAGCAAGUGUCCAUUAGUUGUCAUAAUUUGGCUUGCAAGUUUGAAUUUGGAACAUUGUGAGAGAUUAGUGAUGACUUGUCUGAAAUUUAUGUUAGCUACGGAUUAUUUAACCCCAUAAUUUGGCUGUAAGAUCCCCAUUUGUGGAACAACAUUGGAUAUGUUGUAAUUAGUUUGAAUUUAGAAUGUUUUGAUGUGAAAGAAUUAACGUCAUAAUUUGGCUUGUAAGUUCCUAAUUUGUGGAACCA
This is a messenger RNA of Solanum dulcamara, 1480 nucleotides long. RefSeq lists its product as uncharacterized. NCBI's taxonomy places the organism in Eukaryota, Viridiplantae, Streptophyta, Magnoliopsida, Solanales, Solanaceae. The record is from RefSeq and is a predicted model, not a curated record. Bases 136 to 1101 code for a protein of 321 amino acids. Gene Ontology annotation, molecular function: hydrolase activity. The transcript is spliced from 4 exons.